Messenger RNA from Salvia miltiorrhiza (redroot sage), 2073 nucleotides. RefSeq lists its product as uncharacterized. The coding region runs from base 334 to 1836 and encodes 500 amino acids. Gene Ontology annotation, molecular function: UMP kinase activity. Gene Ontology annotation, cellular component: cytoplasm. NCBI's taxonomy places the organism in Eukaryota, Viridiplantae, Streptophyta, Magnoliopsida, Lamiales, Lamiaceae. Gene Ontology annotation, biological process: UDP biosynthetic process. The transcript is spliced from 6 exons. The record is from RefSeq and is a predicted model, not a curated record.
AAAAAUAUAUCCCAAAAUGGCCAUAUAAUUUGUAGUUUAUGAAUUAGGGCAACAUAUUCCUCAUAUAAAAUUGUAGCGGGCGAAAAAACAGAGUGAAGAAAACAUGAGGGGCUAAAGAAAAAUGAGGAUAUUUUGCAAUUUGGCCCCUAAAUCUGUAACGCAAAAGUGGGCCCCACUCACGUGCCCACCUAACGGACUCGUCACGAAUGUAACGCCUCCGCCCCUACCCCUAACACCUGCAAAAUUUCCGAAAUUCCAUUAUCCUUUAACGGCGCCAACCCUAACCGUCUCGUUUUCACGUCCGUCUCCGUUUCCGUCAGCUUGACGCCGUCCAUGGCCGCUUGUGACGACGACUUUUCCCUCCUCGACGACCCCCAAAACCCUAAUUCUGCCCCGCCCUCCACCGCCACCGCCUCCCAGACGCCCCCGUACCAGAUCAAUCCGUACGAACACGAUUCCGAUCCGUUCGACUCCGAUCCAAACUCGUUGUCGGCGAAGCGCGUCGCCGAUCGGGAUGACAUCCACAGCGGCACGUCGAAAAGGACGAGAUUGCCCUCCUCCGCCAGUGCCGGUGACUACCGGAAGGACAGGGAGGAGUGGAGCGACACGGCGAUCGCGUGUCUGCUGGAGGCGUACAGCGAGAAAUUCGUGCAGCUAAACCGGGGGAAUCUGAGGGGUCGGGAUUGGGAGGAGGUGGCGGCGAUGGUGAGCGAGAGGUGCGAGAACCAGUCGAAGAGCGUGGAGCAGUGUAAGAACAAGGUCGAUAACUUGAAGAAGCGGUAUAAGCUGGAGAGGCACCGGCUGAACAACGGCGGCGUAUCGACGAGCCACUGGCCGUGGUUUAAGCAGAUGGAGCAGAUCGUUGGCAAUUCUAUUGCCGCCAAAGCUGCCGCCGAGGAGGAGAAGUCGUCUGGCGUCGGCGGGGCGUCGUACUCGACUAGGCAGACCAAGAGACUAGGAACAAUGGUCAAUAGUCCUGGUAGUCAGAUUAACAGCGUGAAGUUGAAACCAUCAAAUAACCUCAGAUGGCGAAGAGUUGUGUUGAAAAUUAGUGGAGCUGCUCUCGCUGGAAGUGCUCCUAACAAUAUUGAGCCAAAGGUGGCCAUGCUGAUUGCAAGAGAAGUUUCAAUAGCCUGCCAUGUUGGUGUCGAGGUAGCUAUAGUUGUUGGUGGUCGCAACUUCUUUUGUGGAGAUGCAUGGGUUGAGCAAACUGGUUUGGAUAGGUGUACUGCAUAUCAGAUUGGAAUGAUGGCAACUGUGAUGAAUUCCGUACUACUGCAGUCUGCUUUGGAGAAACUGGGCGUGCAGACACGCGUACAGAGCGCAUUUUCUAUGCCAGAGGUUGCUGAGCCUUACAGUAGGCAACGAGCAAUUCGGCAUCUUGAAAAAGGAAGAGUUGUAAUUUUUGGUGGUAUUGGAGCUGGCACUGGGAAUCCUCUGUUCUCCACCGAUACAGCUGCAGCCCUUCGAGCAUCAGAGAUACAUGCUGAUGCGGUCCUGAAGGGUACAAACAUGGAAGGUGUAUAUGUAUGUGAUGCUAGAAAUAACAGCAUAGCGGCAGAGCAUAUUUCAUUCAGGGAAUUGGCUUCGAGGGGGGCGUCUCCAAUGGACAUGAUGGCUGUGACAUUCUGCGAGGAAAAUGGGAUCCCAGGUUCUAAAGUUUACAUAUUCUCCAUUUUUUCACCGAUGGGUUGGUUAUAUGUCUCUCACCUCGAUUACUAUCUAUUUUUUUCUGCAGUUGGCAUCUUCAAUCUUCAUGAGCCUGGAAAUAUAUCGAGGGCGUUGUGUGGAGAAAGGGUCGGUACGCUGAUAGAUCAAACAGGUCCAGUUGCUUAACAUUACGUGGUAUGUUGAAUGUGGCUUCAAUUCAAUAUAUGCACAUCAAAUUUUUAACAAGUUGUUGUAUCUGGUGAGGGUUAUUUAUACUACUUAGCCUAAAAGAUGUAGUUGGUUGUGCAAUAGUGUAGAAUUAUGAAAAAGAUUCUGAUGUAACCAGCAUCAAAAUCCUUGAGCAAAGUUGAGCAAAGAUUCUGAUGUAGUUAGAUUGACAAAUGAAAUUAAUUUUAUAUUUAA